AUGAACUCCAACACAGAUUCAGCACAGAAAAGUAAAUUCAUCUCAUCAUUAUCAAUACUCUCUCCACCAAUCUCAGAGCAUGACACCGAACCCGACAUCGCAGAUGUAAAGGCAACACAUGUAACAGCAGCUUUGACGCCUAACCAGGAGCAUUUCACGAACUGGUCAAAUCUGGAAGCCUCAGAUUUGGUUCAAAAAGCACUUCGAACAAAUCUGGAAACUACAUUAAUGCACAACUAUCUCACAGAAUGUGCCCCAUGGUUCGACGCACAUUCUGCAAGACUGUACUACUCGCGAGUCGAAGUCCCUCGGAUGUUGAGAUGUCCGCCAUGGCGAGCUGCAGCACUGGCACUAUCGGCGAAGAAUAUCGAAUUGAGAGAGCAUCGAGCCUUGACUUCUGGAUCGGAAUCCUUGCCACUGCACUUGUACCAGAUGGCCGUGAGGUUGGCGAUCGAGGCGAUGUCUGGCAGAUUUGAGGUCGUGGGCACUCUUGCAGGAUGUGUACUGCUUUGUGUGUACGAGAUGAUGACUGUGACAUAUACUGACUGGCGGCGGCAUGUACAAGGCUGUGCAAGCAUACAUACUCACAAUGGCUGGAAUGGAUCUACUGGAGGGCUGAUCAGUGGCUGUUUUUGGGAUUAUGCACGAAUAGACAUCUGGGCUGCAUUCUGUGCGUCCACAACGACGAUAUUGCCACCGGACACUUACUUCGACAAUGCGGAAGCUACCAUGGCUUUGAAUGGAAUCGACGAAGAUUUACAUGCUUGUAUCGCGAUCUGGAUCACUGCGCGAGCCAUUAAUCUCAUCUCUGAUAACCCUCCGCUGGCCGGGAGUGGCGCGAUUCUGCACUCGCUACAAGCUGAUAUGACGAGAUGGGAAGUCAUGGGAGGCCAGUCUGCACAGCCUGUACAAUUCAGAGACGCAAGUGCUGAAGCAGACAACCCCUUUCCCCAGAUCCUCUUUUCCAGUCAUAGCGCUACAAUUGGUCACACACAAUUCUACACGGCCAAGGUCCUGCUGCUGGAAUACGAGGCAGCUCAGCGCAGCAUCGAAGCAGCGGCGAGCCUGCGCGAAGAAGCGUACAAGUAUGCACUGAUGGCCAAUGGCAUCGUCGAGACGAAUGAUCACACAGCUUGCCUGGUGAAUUCACUGCAGCCUGUAUAUGUCUGUGGACGGCACAUGAGGACACGAAGUGAAAAGUUCGCAACUCGAAUUGCUUGCUCAGAUAGAACGAAAGACAGGCUGGAAAUGCGGUUGGCGAUCGGAUGGCUUGCGCGAGUUCUGGAACUUGUGCUGACGCACGGUAGAGACGCAUACAAUGCAGUGGAAUACCCUAUGGCGAGAUGGGUACCGGAUAUCUCGUUUGCAAAAGUGGACUGGUGGCCAUACAAAGAUGACUGCGUCGAUCGGACCCAUCGAUGACGGGAUGAAAGCAAGGCCUUGUUGCCGUGGCCCAGUUCCGAUCGUUCAGAUAACGACCGGCCGUCUAACGUUGACAUUCUCGCCCAAGCGAUACUGUGGUAUCUUAUAGCACGAGAAAGGGAACAGUGAUCAUCCAAUUCCAUCAGGAAGGGUGUUCCGGUGCCAGCGAAUGUUAAUAAGGGCGAAGACUCUUGCCGUAGACACUGCGAGAGUGAUGAUUCCUGAGCUUGGGAUCAUCUUUCCAUUUGUCAUACAGCAUAGGCAGUUGAGACGAAGGCUUGGGGUGUAGGCGUCGACUUAUGUCUUCGAGAGAUCUUGCCGCUGCGUUGUCAUCUUCGAGCCGCAACAGGUAAGAGGCUCGCAGAAGAUCAUUUGCCAUGUGCUGCCUGGUACGGUCCUGUCGGCCAAACCAGUGCUCCCUCUGGCUCUUUUUCUGGAAGUGCAGCAAGAUCGGACGCGGAUCGGCGUUUGUUGGAUGGUAGAGAGCGACAGUCGCCAAAUGCGAUGCUACUCCCAACCGCGUUGCCAGUUUCUUGCAAUCGUUUGCGGUUGGCAGCCAUGAACAGUAUCGGUCAAACAGUAUGGGCGAGCACGGCGGUGUCUCAUCUCUCAACAGGGUUUUCUCCAGCUCUAUCAUAGCACUAGGGAGGAAGAUGACGUCUCGAAGCUGUCCGAACCCUCGAUCGAACGCACGUAAGAGGCAUUCGAGAGCAGCCGUGGCCGAACCGUCUGCUUGCCAGUGAAUUUUGCCUUGGAUGAGACCAACAAGCGCCUGCGACGGCCAUCUGAUAUUCAAAGCCCGGCGAAAUGGGUUGUGAGCCCUAACAGCACCCUUCUGCAUCUCGACUGAUGUCAAGUAUGUAGCUAUCCACUCCUCCACCACAUGACUCUUGUCCUCUGCUUCAAUGUGCCAGCAAAGAAGCUUUAUAAAGUCAUCGGGAAGAAUAGUGUCCCAAUAACGACGAUCGGUCUGCAGUACCCAAGCGAGGAUACGUGAUGCACAUGCAGCCGCUGCCAAUGGACGCUGCUCCUCUAGCGGCAGACGUUCUAGUCGCAUGCGCGAUCUGGCCAGGAACAACAUUGCCUCGGGGGCUCCAGCCAGCCCACGCGCUACGAGCGUCUCGAACUCUGACGCGCUUGAUAUGUCUUUGACUUCGUCUAAAGGGAACGAACGGUCCAUCGUAGCUAUAAGACGACCAGCCUUUUUUUGCAACCAAUCACUCACAUCCUCUUUACUAAAGCGUUGUUGCUGUCUCGGCUGAACAGAAUCAUCAGAAGAGCCUGUAGCUCUCCUGUCGACAAGUUCGUAUAUGUUGGGAAUGGGCCGUGCAGUCGGCGUCGGCUUCGGUGCGAAAGGAUUGGGAACUACUUCUCCAUUGCGCAGAUUUGUGCGUUGGACAAUCGGAGAAGCAUGGUAGAGCCUUGUAUGGUGUACUCGAACAGUCACGCCGGUCCGCGGCAGUACUUGUAAUCUAGCCCGCAUCGUGGUGGUGUCGAUACCGUCGCUGAUGGUAGUCCGAAGUCCG
Molecule: messenger RNA, 2948 nt
Organism: Cercospora beticola
Lineage: Eukaryota; Fungi; Ascomycota; Dothideomycetes; Mycosphaerellales; Mycosphaerellaceae
Biological process (GO): positive regulation of transcription by RNA polymerase II
Cellular component (GO): nucleus
Molecular function (GO): DNA-binding transcription factor activity; transcription cis-regulatory region binding
Source: RefSeq, a predicted model, not a curated record